AUGACUGGAUUAUCAAGUCAACUACCCACUCCAGGCCGGGCUAUGGCCCAAUUCGCCCACAACAUUAUCAUGGGGGUGGAUUUUGAAAUCACGUCAAGGCAGCUGGAGCCCAUCGGGGUUGGCGUGUCAGACCUGGUCUGUUCUGCGAAUGACCAAAUUCUGAACCAGACCGUGGCCGUGAAGAAGCUCGCGGAGCCAUUCAAGUCCGACGUGGUCACCCAGCACAUGUUUCGUGAGAUCAAAUUAUUGAAACAGCUCAAGCAUGAAAACCUCAUUCAACUCUACGACAUCUUCAUCUCUCCAUCCGAAGACAUUUAUCUCGUCACCGAAUUGAUGGCAACAGAUCUUCACACUCUUCUGAAGACCAAGAAAGUAGACAACCAGUUCACCCAAUUCUUCCUAUACCAAAUAAUGCGCGGUCUUAAAUAUGUCCAUUCAGCCGGUGUCAUACACCGCGAUCUCAAACCGAGCAACAUCCUAGUCAACGAGAACUGUGAUUUGAAGAUCUGCGACUUUGGUCUUGCCCGUGCACAAGAGAACAAAAUGACGGGCUAUGUUUCCACACGAUACUACCGAGCACCCGAGAUCAUGCUCACCUGGCGGGGAUACAACGAGAAGGUCGAUAUCUGGAGCGUGGGCUGCAUCUUUGCCGAGAUGAUACUGGGCCGUCCUCUUUUCCCGGGCAAGAACUGCGCUGAUCAGUUCUGCGUGAUUACUCGUUUACUCGGUAGCCCGCCUGCGAGUGUGAUGGACAAUAUGACCAGCCCAAAUACUUUGGAAUUCAUCCGCUCGCUUCCUAAGCGACCUCGAAAGCCCCUCUCGAAGCUCAUCCCAGAUACCAACGCAAAGGCCAUCGUCCUAUUAGAAAAUCUCCUCCAAAUCGACCCCGUCCAACGCUGUUCCGCAGCCGAGGGUCUAGAAUCGCAGUACCUCGCCCCAUACCACGACCCCGAUGACGAGCCCAAGUCCGAAAAAAAGUUUGACUGGUCGCUCAGAGAAGCAAACCUACCAGCCAACGUCUGGAGAAGCAUCAUAUACGCCGAAGUCCUCAAUUACCACGAAUCAGCCGGUGGCUCGACACAACUCACACCGCAGAUGGAUGGAAUGAAUCUAAGCUAA
Messenger RNA from Penicillium cinerascens, 1119 nucleotides. RefSeq lists its product as uncharacterized. NCBI's taxonomy places the organism in Eukaryota, Fungi, Ascomycota, Eurotiomycetes, Eurotiales, Aspergillaceae. Gene Ontology annotation, molecular function: MAP kinase activity; ATP binding. The record is from RefSeq and is a predicted model, not a curated record. The transcript has 8 exons. Gene Ontology annotation, cellular component: nucleus; cytoplasm. Bases 1 to 1119 code for a protein of 372 amino acids. Gene Ontology annotation, biological process: cellular response to oxidative stress; osmosensory signaling pathway; stress-activated MAPK cascade.